AAGAUGUUUGUAAAUAUAAACUUCACAAAGAAAUAGAUUUCUCAUUAUUAUUUACUCGGUCCUCAUUCUUUAAGCAAGUAUUAGCUGAGAUGGUUGUGUUUUAAUCUUACGUCAUGAAGGCAAUUAUUUACGUUUUUUUAACUUUCUUUCUUCUAACGACUUGUUUGGCGGAGUUGAGUGAGGAGAGAAAAGUGCAAUUUGUAACAAGUUUCGUUGAUUAUUUGAAUAAUUUACCUAAUCAUGCCUUCAUAUAUGAUGACGGUGUCCUAUUAAACGCGCAAAAAACUGAUGAAAACAACUAUAAUAUUGAAAUAAAAGUUAAAGUUACAAGUAUUCAUAAUCUUGAAGCAUUCACAUAUCGUACUUGUUCUGUCUCUUUGGAAGACAAUGGCGGUAGUGAGAUCCACAUUAAUGAUGAUUACAAAUGUGAAGCACCACCUCCUUCUACCACCACAGAGUUUAAUGUGGAUAGUAUAGUGUCUCAAGAAAAAAGCACAACAACGGAAGAUGGGACAGAACAUUUGCCUGUGCAACUUGAUAAUGAAGUGCAGAGUAAUACUGCGGCGACAUCUGGAGAACAGUUCAUCGCAAUACCAAGGGAAAAGCCAUCUGCACCAUGCAUCGGAUGUUCCACCUUCGUGAACCCCGGAGCUGCAGGUGUCGAGGAGUUGGCUCUACUGGGCAUCCGACACCUCAACAGGCAUGAGCCCGAUGUCAAGCAUGAGUUGAAUUCUAUAGUUGAAGUGGAAAGGCAGGUUCAGAUUGUAAACGGUGUAAGAUACAUUCUUACGCUAAAAGUCGAUUAUAAUAAUUGUACUAUCGAUGUUGCAGAGAGUUGUACAGUUGUAAAACCAUGCAAAAUAACUAUUUUAGAAAAGCCAUGGGUCAGGUUAUAUGAUGGUUCAAAAUAUAGAGGGAUUUUAGCUAAUAAUUGUACAGAAGAAUGGAUAUUUAACGACAACGGUGAAGUAAUACAGGAGGAAAAUAAAGGCAGCGAUAUUGUAAAAGUACCAAAAGAUGAUCUAGAUAAUGAAGAUGACGCACAUAAAUCUAUUCCAGAUUUUGACAAAAUCGCCAACACAGGGUCUGUAGAUGACAUACUUAAAGCUAUACAUAAUUCCGACGUACAAGCUCAACCGUUAACAGAGAAAACGUUAUCAGAGGUCGAACUGAAAAAGUUAGAAGAACAAAUUAUACCUUACAAUCAGUUUUCGGAUACUUCAACGUUACAUGACGAUGAAAUAACCACAAAACUUGAUUCAGAAAACAUUAAUUCGCAGUCUAUUAAUAAAAUUGAAUCUAGAAAAAAAAUUAUACCAAAUUCUAAUUCAUUUACGUUUGAAAGGGAAGACAAAAAAUCUAAUACCUUAAACAGUGAUAAGAAAAAAGCUAUCGAUGAUUUACUUAAUUUUUUUGCAUCUGUUGAUUCACAUUCAAAUCAAGAAGAAAAGAGAAGUAAAAGAAAUUUAAAUUUUGUCGGUGGAAAGCUAUCAAAAGACAAUAAUGAUCCAAAGUAUAAAACAUUAGCGGAAGAAGCAUUAGCAAAAUAUUUACAAAUAUCUAAUGUGGACGAAGAAUUUGAAGUAUUAAAAAUUGAAGAUGUUACUGUCCAAGUUGUGUCUGGACAGCUAACUACAAUAACAUUUCAAAUAGUAAAAAAACAUGCACAAUCUAUGUCUCCACAGACAUGUGUUGCACAAGUUUGGGAAAAGCCUUGGUUACAGUUCAAAGAUAUAAAAGUAACCUGUCAAUAUAAUCAAUCUCAAGAUAAAAGACGAAAAAGACAAAUACCUGGUGGUGCAUUUGAGCAAAAUCCGAAUGACCCCAAGUAUUUGGAGCUAGCUAACGAAUCAAUGCAAAAGUAUUUAGAAACAACAGGCAAUUCGAGGCCUCACAAAGUCGUCGAAGUUGAAAAAGUUACCACUCAAGUUGUUUCUGGUACGUUGACUGAGAUUCAUUUUAAGAUUUUGCCUGCGCAAGGCACGGGUGACGUCAUAAGCUGUCUUUCCAAGGUGUGGGAACAAAGCUGGCUUAAGAAGAAAGACAUAGAUGUAAAUUGCCAAAUUGGAGAUGGUAAAUGGAGAUCAAAGCGGCAAGUGUUCGGUGGAAAAACCGAGCAAAAUCCGAAUGCCUCUGAAUAUUUAGAAGUAACAGGAAAAAAGCAAUCAAAUCAUAACAAAAACAAACAUUCUGGGCUUAGUACAGUAAAGUCUGAUAGAAUAAUAGUGGAAAAACUGGUUCGUGAGUCAUUACAGAAACUUGAAAAGUCAUCUGCACAUAAAAAUAAACAAAGAGUAUAUCAAAUAAUAAACUAUUCUAGUAAAAAAUCGUCGGGGCCGACAUCGAUAUAUUUCGACGUGGGUUACACGACAUGCUUAAAGUUCGAAUUAGUGAAUGAUAUAACACAGUGUAAGUUCUUAAAUGAUUCAUCUUUACGUCAUUGCGUAUCACAUGUUUGGGAAAGGCCAUGGUUAAGAGACGGCAAAGAUAUUGAGGUGAGUUGUGAAGAGCGAUCGAUAGAAGAAAUGAAUUCUGAAAACGCAAUGCUGAUAGCUGCUACAGCAUUAAAACAUAUCGAAGCCAAAUACUCGCACCCUCGUCGACAAAAAGUUGUGAAGCUAAUCUCGUUUGGAAAACAACUAAUCGCGGGUGUCCAUUACAGAAUGACAAUUGAAGUAGGCCCGACUAAUUGUAUUGUCCUAAGUUCUAAGCAAAAUUGUACGUUGGUCGACGAUAUGGGACCGAAUAAGAUUUGUCAUGUAAAUGUUUGGCCCCGACCGUCCGUUGCGCGAUUCUUAAAUAUCCGUGUUGUCUGCGAUCAUAAAACACGUAGCAACUUAACACUUCGAAAUCAAGAGGCCCGCGUACUUUUUGACGACUUCCUUGAUACCUACAAGCCGACGUAUAAUAGCAAUGAGACUGAAAAGUUAAGAAGAUUUGAAAUAUUUAGAAACAAUGUAAAAAUGAUUCAUGCAUUGAAUAUGGGGGAUGCAGGCACGGCUACUUAUGGUGUUACUAAAUUCGCUGACUUAACCCAUGAAGAAUUCAAGAGACAAUUUUUGGGUUUAAAGCCAAGUCUGAGUAAUCCGAAUCAGAUACCGAUGACGAAAGCAGUUAUACCAGAAGUGAAUUUGCCCGAUGCGUUUGAUUGGAGGCAGCGCGGUGCCGUCACCCCGGUCAAGGAUCAGGGCAGCUGUGGUAGUUGCUGGGCAUUCAGCGUUACAGGUAACGUCGAAGGUCAAUGGCAGAUAAAGACUGGCAACCUUCUAUCACUAAGCGAGCAAGAGCUAGUAGAUUGCGAUAAAUUGGACGAAGGUUGCAAUGGUGGUCUCAUGGACAAUGCUUACAGAGCUAUUGAGCAAAUGGGCGGACUAGAGUUGGAAGACGAUUAUCCUUACGCGGGCAAGGCUCAUGAUAGUUGCAGUUACAACAAGACAUUGUCCCGAGUGACUAUCAGCGGUGCGGUCAACAUCAGCAACAACGAGACCGACAUGGCCAAGUGGCUGGUCAAACAUGGACCUAUUUCUAUAGGUAUAAACGCGAAUGCGAUGCAGUUCUACAUGGGCGGAGUGUCGCACCCGUGGCGCAUGUUGUGCAGUCCUGACAACCUCGACCACGGUGUACUCAUCGUUGGAUAUGGAGAAUCUAACUACCCUCUAUUCCAUAAGCGUCUGCCAUAUUGGAUAGUAAAGAACUCAUGGGGUCCUUCGUGGGGCGAGAACGGAUACUACCGCGUAUACCGCGGUGAUGGCACCUGCGGCCUCAACAUGAUGGCCAGUAGUGCUAUUGUGUGACCACCAGUGACCACCAAUGACCACCAAUGACCACCAAUGACCACCAGUGACCACCAAUGACCACCACCGACCAGAGGCAUAUGGUAUAUAGUUAAACAGAUAAAAGAAUUUAUUAAAAAGUUUAUGUAUUUUAGUACGUUUAAUUUGAUUUUUUAAUAUUAUUUAUUAUGCCUGAU
Messenger RNA from Papilio xuthus (Asian swallowtail), 3970 nucleotides. RefSeq lists its product as uncharacterized. The transcript has 9 exons. Gene Ontology annotation, biological process: proteolysis. NCBI's taxonomy places the organism in Eukaryota, Metazoa, Arthropoda, Insecta, Lepidoptera, Papilionidae. Bases 114 to 3794 code for a protein of 1226 amino acids. Gene Ontology annotation, molecular function: cysteine-type endopeptidase inhibitor activity; cysteine-type peptidase activity. The record is from RefSeq and is a predicted model, not a curated record.